UCUCAGCACCACUCCUGCCAGGCGCCGAGGAGGCCAGGCACAGCGGGCGCUGGGGCAUGCGAGUGCCGCGGGUGCCCUGGUCGCUGCUCUGGGCCUUGCUGCAGCUGAGCUGGAGGCCAGGAUGGCUCCUAGACCCCCAGGACAGGCCCUGGAGCCUCCUCACCUUCUUCCCAGCUCAGUCCACGGUGCCUGAGGGGGCCAACGCCACCUUUACCUGCAGCUUCUCCAAUACAUCCAAACACUUUGUUCUGAAUUUGUACCGUCUGAGCCCCAGCAACCAGAGACACAAGCUGGCUGCCUUCCCCGAGGACCGCAGCCAGCCACCACAGGACGGCCGCUUCAGCAUCAUCCGGCUGCCUGAUGGCAGUGGGUACCUCAUGAGUGUGGUUGGUGUCCGGCUCAACGACAGUGGGAUCUACCUGUGCGGGGCCAUCUCCCUGCACCCCCGGACACAGAUCAAGGAGAGCUCCCACGCCGAGCUCAGAGUGACAGAGAGACCCCUGGAGCUAUCCACCGCACAGCCCAGCCCCUCGCCCAGGCCACCAGCUCAGCUCCAAGGCCUGGUCAUUGGUGUCCCCAGUAUCUUGGUGGGUGUUCUGCUGCUGCUGCUACUGGCCUGGGUCCUGGUGGCCACAUGCUCCAAAACAGCCCAAGAGGCUGAAGGAGCCACAAGCCUGGACCAGACCCCAAAGGACAAGCCCCUGGCCCUGCCCAGCCCCACCAUGGACUAUGGGGAGCUGGACUUCCAGUGGCGGGAGAAGACGCCAGAACCCCCAGCUGCCUGCAUCCCUGAGCCGACUGAGUAUGCCACCAUUGUCUUCCCUGAUGGACUGGGUGCCUCAGUCCCUGGACGCAGGGGCUCCGCUGACCAUCCACGGGACCCCCGGCCUCUGAGGCCUGAGGACGGACACUGCUCAUGGCCCCUUUGAUCAGCUGUCCUGGUCAUCAGUAUCCUAUGGAGCCUCCACCCAGUGCCCAGGCCAUGGGGCCUCCCGAGGGCUGAGCCGACACAGGGUGGCUGCCCCAUGCUGGUGCCCGACCACCUGGAUGUGGCCCUCACAGGACUUACUUCCCAAGGCUCAGGGACUGCUUGGACCUCCAUGGGUGGGACCACUCAAGCCUAGCUCUCCUAGCCCACUGCUGCUGAGCUUGGCACGACCCCGUUUGCCUGCUGCCCAGAGUGGGGAUGGCCUCUGCCUUGUGCAGCCCCAUAGUGGGCAUGCUGGGCUAGGACAUCAGGGGGCACAGCCUUACCCCCACAGGAGCCUCCAACUGGGUCCUUUGUCAACAGGAGACUGAAGGGGCUCUCGGAGUCUGUUUCCAGCAGCCCUCCACCAGGCUCCCUGGACUGUGCCAGGGGAGGGCAGGGGAGGAUCACAGGCCCCCACGGUGGAGCUCCUGCUGGGAGACAAGGGUUCAGGGUCUGCAGGCAGAACCCAAUGGGACUGACUGUCAGAGCCCAGGCUGGCCAGCCAAGGGGCUGCGGGAGGUGAGACCUGGAACCAGAACCGCUGCCUCUGGUUAUUAAAUGUUGAGUGAACUCA
Molecule: messenger RNA, 1544 nt
Organism: Ochotona princeps (American pika)
Lineage: Eukaryota; Metazoa; Chordata; Mammalia; Lagomorpha; Ochotonidae
Gene: PDCD1
Product: programmed cell death 1
Exons: 5
Coding region: 57-929 (290 amino acids)
Biological process (GO): positive regulation of T cell apoptotic process; negative regulation of immune response
Cellular component (GO): membrane; external side of plasma membrane
Source: RefSeq, a predicted model, not a curated record